Molecule: messenger RNA, 929 nt
Organism: Schistosoma spindalis
Lineage: Eukaryota; Metazoa; Platyhelminthes; Trematoda; Strigeidida; Schistosomatidae
Source: the annotation of a GenBank genome assembly
CGGUGACUCUUUUUGGCGCGUUGGUACACACGCGUGGUUAGUUCGUAUAUCUGCGCACAAUGGUUGUAAAAAAAGAAGUUAAGGAGAAAACAAAUAACCCGAUGCGAGAAAUAAAAAUCCAGAAGCUGUGUCUUGAUAUCUGCGUUGGGGAAAGCGGUGACAGACUAACUCGAGCUGCCAAAGUUCUAGAGCAACUGACUGGACAGCAACCUGUUUUCAGUAAAGCACACAAAACUAUCAGGAGUUUUUCGAUUAGACGUAAUGAAAAAAUUGCUGUCCACUGUACUGUGCGGGGUCCAAAAGCAGAAGAAAUUUUGGAAAAGGGCCUAAAGGUGAAAGAAUACGAGCUUCCUAAAUCAUGCUUCAGUAAAACCGGAAACUUCGGCUUUGGACUGACGGAACAUAUUGAUCUUGGAUUAAAAUACGAUCCCGCUAUUGGAAUUUAUGGGAUGAACUUCUACGUCAUUUUGGGCAGACCUGGGAUGCGCGUUAGAUAUCGACGUCGUUGUCAAAGCCGCGUUGGCAAUAGCCAUCAUGUCCAAAAGGAAGAAGCUAUGAAAUGGUUUCAAACAAAGUUUGAUGGUAUUUUGCUAAACAAAUAAUGUUGUAAGACGUUGAUGAGAACCUGAUGAAAUAAAAGGAAUUCAUAUUCAUAUUAUUAUCUUUUUUCUUGCUCCAUAUAAUAUAAUAAAGGGAACUAUGUGUAUGUAAAUUAUUUUUGUAUUGACUGAAUCGUAGUGAACAUCAACUUUGAGAUGCAGGUACAUCCAGCUGACGAGUCUCAAAUAGAACGAAGCACGCUAUGAAUUUCACUGUUAACCACUAUCAUCUCUACUUAAAUUACAAGUAGGAAACGCUUUUAUUUUUUUAGGUUCAAGCAGGUAAAAUGAAUUGAGUGCAACUAAUCUGUCAACAUAAUUUUGAAUGGC